CAGAGAACGUUACUGGCAGUGACUGCCUGCCCAGAGAAGCUGCUGCAAAUACGAGUUGUUCUUUUUAAAUCCCUUUCUCUACGCUGCUUGUCUGAGUCGGUGCUUAAACUGCCCUUCCAAAGAACUGCUUGAAAACCCUCGUCAUCUUUCCUUGGAGCUCCUUGGCUGUCGAACAUUGUGGCUACAGAAAUGUUGUGGUCAGAAGUUGAGGACAACCUGGAUCAGAUGUGCUUCAUCUCCUACCUGCCCGCUUGAUGUGCAGCGAUUUAUUUCCGCGUUGGCGGAAGAAAUGGAUAAUCCUCUAUGGUGUCUAAAGUUUCGGGAUCAAGUUGCUCGACCUUCUCCGUAAUUCAGAAAUAACUGUGCCAGGGGCCAGGAUCCAGACAAUAAAGAACUGGGAGCAGGUGAAAGCAGAUCACAAGAGGAAAUAAAAGUGAAGUUUCAUUCCACUUCACUUCAUUUCAAAUUAAAAUUAGAAUGGCUGACAACCAGAUCCCUUUCUCGUGCUACCCUGGCCGGCAUCGGAAUCUCAGAGAUCCCUUCAGGGAAUCCAGCUUGUCCUCUCGGCUUCUGGACGAUGACUUUAACAUGUCUCCUUUUCCCGGCGACCUGACUGCCAACUGGCCGGAUUGGGCCCGCUCGCCCCUGACCGCAGGCUGGGCAAGUCCACUGAGGUCAGGGAUGGUCCGGAGCAGUGGAUUCUCCCCUCCGGGGUAUGGCUCUCGCUUUGGGGUUCACCCUGAAGGGGAUCCCUUUGGAUCCAGCCCACCGACCUUCUCGGGAGAGCCCUGGAAAGUCUGCGUCAACGUCCAGAGUUUUAAACCCGAAGAGCUCUCGGUCAAGACCAAGGAUGGUUACGUGGAAGUGUCAGGUAAACAUGAAGAACAACAAGCAGAAGGAGGGAUUGUUUCCAAGAAUUUCACCAAGAAAAUACAGCUUCCCGUGGAAGUGGACCCCACCACCGUCUUUGCCUCCUUGUCCCCCGAAGGGCUGCUGAUCAUCGAAGCUCCACAGAUACCUCCAUAUUGUCAGUACGGGGAUGGCAGCUAUGGCAACGAGAUUCCUUUGGACAGCCAAGAAGCCACUUGUGCCUGAAGGAAGUCCUGCUUGAGUCUCUCCCCCCCCCCAUAAAGCCCCUUCCAUCAGCUGCCUUCAUUCAAAGUCUUCUUCCUUGUAGAUGUCCUGGUCAACCCUACUCUUGAGUGGACUUCUUGAGCUGCCACGUUACACUUGGGGUGGAGGGGAGACGGGUAAUGUUAACCUGGUCUUUGAGACUUUCAAAUCAGUGGUAUAAAAUUAUACACCUUGGCGGUGCCCUUUCUCAAACAGGAAUGAUGUUGAGUCAGAAGGAUUCAGUUCCAGAAAGCUUCUUUGAUCCACCACAGUUGGGGUGGUGGUGGGGAGACCUCUUCUGAAAGGUUUUGAGGAAGUGUUGAAGUCAAGACUGGUCCUUUAGAUGUUUCUGGAUAAAAAUUUAGAGCUGGGACAAAUCCUGAAGAGAGGAAAUCCUUGGCAAUGUGACUUCAAGAGGAAGUCGCUGCUGUGUCAACUUAGCGGCACUGUCGUCUACAUUUCCCACUAUGCCUGGUGUCGGCAUUGCAUUGGGGCAUUGUGGGAAAUGAACAGGCUAGCCUCCACAACUUUCCAGGCCAGGACUUCUUCAUUGUAGGAGGAGGCUACAACAAUCUUUGGUCCUGCUCAGAAGUAUUGAAGGACUCAUUCACCAUCUAGUUUUCACUGAAUCCAUGUUCAGAAAGGCUCACAGUUCCCAUAGCCAUCAUUCUGAUCCAAGUUCCUUCGCGGUUUGCUUCAUCUCACCAAUAAAGAUCCCAACCUUGAAACAAGGAAGUCAUUUUGCCCAAACAUCUGGAGAUCUUGUGAAGGUCUCCUGAAAUGUUUGGGUCUUCUCAAAUGGAGAGAUGGAGCAGUUAAGGCGAAGAAAGGUCAUCAGCCCCUGGUUGAGGUAUCGCCUCCUAGGUGUAAGCUGAUUCAUACCACAUUUUUUUCCCCAACAACCAUAUGUGGUGAUUCCUCUCCAACUUCUACACCAGGGCUAUCCAGCCAUGGCCACUUUAAGACUUGUGGACCUAAACUCCCAGAAUUCCCCAGACUGGGAAUUCUGAGAAUUGAAGUCCACAAGUCUUAAAGUGGCCAGGGUAGGAUGGAAUGGGACAAUUCUUCAUGGCCACAUGACCCUCACCAGGUUGGAUACCCAUGUUCCACAUCAUGGGCUGAUGAAGUCUCACCUAAGUGCUUAAAGUCCUACUACUGAUAUUGCACUAAAGCAGUUUAUCUGAGUUGCUAUCAUCCAUUCAAGUUUACAGAUGUCCAGAGCACUGAUUUAUAAUGUGCUGAAGAUUUUUUUUUUAAUGCAGUUCUCAGCACACUUUAUUCUUUUCUAGCUGACUUGUGUCUUCAUUAUAAAAUAGUCUCUUUCACCCUCAAGGGCUGAUCUGGCAUCAGGGCAAGCAAUGCUAAAACUCAUCAGAUCCAAAAAUUGCAAUUGUAACAGUGCUGCAACCGCUUUGUCCUUUUUACAUAAAUGUUCCUUGCAAUAUGACACCCAGUUCUGCUCACCAGUUUCAUGGAGGUCUUACCUGAUGUAUUUUUAUUUUUAUUUUCUGUAUACUGUAUCCAAUGUAGCAGCCAAUUGUCCUUAAUAAACACUUGGGUAUAUGUGAGGCAUUUAUGCCAAUAGGAAUAAAUAG
Crotalus tigris (Tiger rattlesnake) is the source of this 2708-nucleotide messenger RNA. It is a transcript of the gene HSPB8, whose product is annotated as heat shock protein family B (small) member 8. Gene Ontology annotation, molecular function: protein homodimerization activity. Gene Ontology annotation, biological process: cellular response to unfolded protein. The transcript is spliced from 5 exons. Gene Ontology annotation, cellular component: nucleus; protein folding chaperone complex; cytoplasm. Bases 478 to 1095 code for a protein of 205 amino acids. Lineage: Eukaryota; Metazoa; Chordata; Lepidosauria; Squamata; Viperidae. The record is from RefSeq and is a predicted model, not a curated record.